AUGGGUCCAACUCGUCUUGUUGCGAGUUGCGACACACCCAAGUUCUCUGCCCCCUCCCGCAGAGUCGCAGCAGUCCCAAAUACGUGCUACCUAGGUCGUACGCCCCAAGAGCCUUCUCGCUCCUCGAAAUACCACGGUUCUUCCUCUUCUCCUUGUCUGAGAUCCCGAGCCGGGAUGGGAGAAGCCAAGGACGCCGAGGUGUACGAGGAGGAUCUCGUCGACUACGAUGAGGAGGUGGAGAACGCCGUCGACGGCGCAGCCGCCAACCCUUCCGUCGACGUCGUCAAGAAGGGUUACGUGGGAAUCCACAGCUCAGGGUUCAGGGACUUCCUGCUCAAGCCAGAGCUGCUCCGUGCGAUCCAGGACUGCGGGUUUGAGCAUCCUUCCGAAGUGCAACAUGAAUGCAUCCCUCAAGCCAUUCUCGGAAUGGAUGUCAUCUGUCAAGCAAAAUCUGGGAUGGGCAAGACUGCUGUUUUUGUCCUCUCAACUCUCCAGCAGAUUGAUCCGGUUGCUGGGCAAGUAGCUGCACUUGUGUUAUGCCAUACACGAGAGUUAGCAUACCAGAUUUGCAAUGAAUUCGAGAGGUUUAGCAAGUACCUGUCAGAAACAAAAGUUGCUGUCUUCUAUGGUGGCGUUCACAUAAAAAAACACAAGGAUUUGUUGAAGAAUGAAUGUCCUCACAUUGUGGUUGGCACACCUGGAAGGAUCCUAGCUCUGGCUAGAGACAAGGACCUUUCAUUGAAGAAUGUGAGGCAUUUCAUUCUUGAUGAAUGUGACAAGAUGCUUGAUUCACUUGACAUGCGUAGAGAUGUCCAGGAGAUCUUCAAGAUGACACCCCAUGAUAAACAAGUGAUGAUGUUUUCAGCAACACUCAGCAAGGAAAUUCGCCCGGUUUGCAAGAAAUUUAUGCAAGAUCCCAUGGAAAUUUAUGUUGACGAUGAGGCUAAACUGACCCUUCAUGGUCUAGUUCAGCACUAUAUUAAACUAAGUGAGGCGGAGAAGAAUCGGAAAUUGAAUGAUCUCUUAGAUGCGCUCGACUUCAACCAAAUUGUGAUAUUUGUUAAAAGUGUUGGUAGAGCUUCAGAACUUAACAGGCUGCUCUGUGAAUGCAAUUUUCCUGCGAUCUGCAUACAUUCGGGAAUGACACAGGAGGAGAGGCUGACCCGGUAUAAGAACUUCAAGGAAGGGCACAAGAGGAUCCUUGUGGCUACGGAUUUGGUUGGCAGGGGGAUUGAUAUUGAGCGUGUCAAUAUUGUCAUAAACUAUGACAUGCCUGAUUCUGCUGAUACAUACUUGCACAGGGUUGGAAGGGCUGGGCGUUUUGGAACCAAAGGGCUUGCAAUAACAUUUGUUGCUUCUGCCUCUGACUCUGACGUCCUCAAUCAGGUGCAAGAAAGGUUUGAGGUUGACAUCAAGGAGCUGCCUGAGCAGAUCGACACUUCAACAUACAUGCCAUCUUGA
Molecule: messenger RNA, 1461 nt
Organism: Triticum turgidum subsp. durum (durum wheat)
Lineage: Eukaryota; Viridiplantae; Streptophyta; Magnoliopsida; Poales; Poaceae
Source: the annotation of a GenBank genome assembly